Messenger RNA from Punica granatum (pomegranate), 615 nucleotides. The record is from RefSeq and is a predicted model, not a curated record. Lineage: Eukaryota; Viridiplantae; Streptophyta; Magnoliopsida; Myrtales; Lythraceae.
AUGGUGGAUACACAACUGCAAUUCAGCAGUGCUUAUUAUCCCCAAACCGAUGGGCAAACUGAGGUCGUGAAUCGGUCGUUGGGUAACUUGCUGCGAAGUCUGGUGGGGGAGCAUGUGAAGUGUUGGGAUCUCAAGUUGUGCCAAGCUGAGUUUGCCCAUAAUCAUGCAGUCAAUCGUAGCACGGGUUUUAGCCCUUUCCAAGUUGUGUAUGUUGCUGUUCCCGAAGGUCCUCUGGGUUUAAUUCCUUUAACUAACAAAUCUAAAGUUCAUGGUAAGGCAGUAGAUUUUGUGGAUAGCUUGCGAGAGAUUCAUCAAGCAGUGUUUGAACAUUUGACAGCAGCUAAUGCCAAGUAUAAGCAAGCUGCGGAUAAAAAGCAUCAUUCGGUGGAAUUUGAAGUGGGUGAUUAUGUGUGGGCAAUUCUUACUAAGGAUCGAUAUCCAGCUGGGGAGUACAACAAGCUUUCAGCAAGGAAGAUUGGGCCGAUAGAGCACCUGAUUCCUUACACGAGUGACAGCUCGGACGAGGACAAUUUGAGGGCGAAUUCUCUCCACCCAUGGGAGAAUGAUGCGGUAGAAGAGGCGGCAAGUCGGUACAUGGAGAAAAAUAGGUUCUGA